Drepanopeziza brunnea f. sp. 'multigermtubi' MB_m1 is the source of this 2337-nucleotide messenger RNA. RefSeq lists its product as uncharacterized. The record is from RefSeq and is a predicted model, not a curated record. Lineage: Eukaryota; Fungi; Ascomycota; Leotiomycetes; Helotiales; Drepanopezizaceae.
AUGGAGGAGGGUGUCGGCGCCGCGUGUCGUCGAGCGCGCCCGCUGCCUCGACCAGAAAGUUGCGCAAGCAACACCACCAGAAUGACGCCCAGCUCGAGCAACAGCUCGUCCGCGCAUCUGCCGCAGCGAGUCCAGGACCUCUCUGCGCGAGGCGUUUCGGGGAGUUUGCUGCAAGAUCGACUGAGGGAGCGGAAGGUCGAGAGCGCGAGGCAGUCGAGCAUGAGGCGGAGGAGCGUAGAUCACAGCGCGGAGAGGGGUGUGCAGAGCUCGCCGACGAAGGGCAAGGAAGAUCGCAGACCGAGUUCGAGUGGGAUUGCGCCGGGGAAGGGGAUGGGGAUGGGGAUCAAACAGGCCGAAGAGCAAGCAUCGAUGCUGCACAAACAGAAUUUCGAUCUCAAGCUCGAGCUAUACCACCGCAGACAGCGGCAGGAGUUGUUGGAGGCCAAGGUCGAGGAGUUGGAGAAGCGGGAAGAGCAGCUGGACGAGCUGAGAGAGAUCAACGACGAGUUAUUGGCGGAGCUACAGAGGAGGGAUCAGGCUGUCGAGGAGGCGGUGGAGAUGAUCUUCAACCUGGAGCAGAAGGUCAACCGUCUGAUGGAAGAGCGCGAGAAUGUCAAGGCGUUCGAUGCGGAUUACGAGCCAGGCUACUACCCAUCCGGACAGGACUUUUCGAGCUCGCCACCACAACUCGACAAGGAGAACUUGGCACCACCGAAAAAGAUCUCGAGGAUGCCGUCAUUCUUGUCCGAGACGACCGAAGGAAACGAGGCUUUGAGGAGCCUCUACCUGCCAUUCAACGGACACAGCGAAUCGACACUCCCACGAUUGGCAGAGGAAGGGAGCCCAGGCGCAUUGGACAGCCCCAGACUAAGCGUGUUAAGCGAAAGCUCGUUCGUUAGCGUGUAUGGCAACAAACGAGUGCCGGAAAUAUCACUUGACAACGAAGAGAAACCUCAACAACAUCACAGGGUUUCCUCGUCGGUAGAAAAAUGGGUGGAAGCAGGAUCGAUUCCCACGGUCACACCUGCGCGAGCAGCGCCAGCGAGUCUCCGCAAGAGCCAGUUCUUGUCCAUCAACGACGUUCUUGAAUCGCCGCUACAGCGCCUGGAAAAGUUGAAGAACAGCCUAGACAAGACGCAAGCCGCGGCCCGAGACCUUGCUUCGAGGGAUCACAGGAAGGCGAAGGAGAUGCGCCAGCUAUUUACCGACCAGACCAGUUUCCAGCGUCAACAUGCCCUUCCUCCUACUCCGGAUACGAUCAGCACCAACACAUUACGGAACCUGCGCGGCUCAAACGAUACUCUGCACCAGAACCAUGCUAUGGACGCCUUCCCCAAUCGUGCUAACCAAGCUCUCCAGUCCCAGAUGUCCAUCCGGCCCCGAAGCGCGGGCGAGACAGUGACGAGCCGACGCGAGGGGCACGGCUGGGACACACCACAGGAAGACGAUACUGAAGCAGGCAGCGUGUGCAGCACUCUCAGCGCAUAUUCCGCAUCCGCAUCCUACCUCCGUCGUCAGCAUACCGUCGUCCCAGAUCUCUUCACGUUCAGCAGUGGGGACUGGGGAUGUGACUAUCGCGAGCCGGCCCUGCCCUCGCACACAGUGUCCCGCUACACGUCUCUACGCCGCUCAAGCAUGAUCGAUCACCCCCGGAGCGACGACACGGUGAUGAGCUACAAUUCAAACCGCUACGACGACUCCGUCCAAUAUGGCACCACCCCUUUCGAUACAAAUUAUCAACCAGAACUUCCCAACCGCCGCUCGAGUCUCGCCGCCGUGACCAAGGUGCGGAAAUUCAAACCCACAGGCCAAGAGCAGGACAGUACGCCCAACGACUCCCCGCCUGUAUCCACCCCAAAGAAGUCCCGCAUCCCCAAUCUCCGCAUGUUUGGCCGAGGAGAUUCCGCACCGCCUGCUAGCCCCACUAAGGGUUCAUUCUCGCCGAGCUUGCCGAAAUCGAAGGCACAGCAUCAGAAUCGGAGCUCGGGGCAUUACUCCAACGAGCAUCUGGGGCCAAGGGGUUUUCAGGACCAGGAAGAAGCGAGGGCGACGCCGCCACCUAUUCAACGAUCGAGACCGCCGCAGUCGAUGCAUUAUCGACCGGCGAGUAUCAGUGCUGUAGGCCCUCUGGGCGCGAGGCGAUUCGGGAGCUACGAUGGUGCUUGUGACGAGGUGGUGAAGGGUCACGCGAGGAACGACAGUGCUGGCUUGGCUGGGAGGGUGACUGCGGACCACGUAGCGGCGAAUCAAACCGCCGGUGCUGGAGAGGUGGAGGGGAAGACGAAGAGAUGGUUUGGAUUGGGGGUUGGUCGCAACAAUAGUUUGAAGAGGCACUGA